UUUAUUUGUACUGCCUAGUGACUUAAGGCGCGAAGAUUUGUGUGUUAUCUGUUCUUGUGAUUCUCUGUAUGAUUGUUCGGUGGGUUUUCGCAUCGUGUUACAACUUUUAUUAUGAAAUUAUCUUACGAAACUGAAUUCUGCUGCAAAAUUUCUGUUUUGUCGCAAAACUUCAAAUGCGUGCUGAAGUGUAGGAAAAUCACUGAGCUCAUCCAACGUCCGGGCGCAUUGCGUUUCCUGUUAUUACCCUUUUGAUUUUGGGACUUGCUAAGUAUUUCGUGAAUUAACUGUUUUUUCUCUCUCUGGUAUCCGCAGAACUAUAUAUGUAUUUAGAACAUUUAUGUAAAACAGGUGAUAUGUCCUCUGUAAAUUGAGUUAGGACGACAAUCUAUAGUCAGUUACCUUUAGUAGGUGCUUCGAUUUCCAUAAAUGUCUCAGUUUUUGCCAAUAACUAACAGUAGUUCCUGUUGUCGAAUCUAAAUACUUAGAAGUAUCUGAAGGAUUAUGUAUGCUGAAGUAGUUGGAUUUGGGGAUACAUUUUUUUUCGGGCACUCGGUGGUCUGUCUGAGUGUAUUUAUUCACCUCUUGAGUCUAACUGGGGAUGUUUCCGAACAUUAGACAAAAACUAGCAACUGGACAGCUUCAUUUAUUAGCUUUGAAUCCGUUCACUAACAUUUUAGUCAUGAGAUACAAACAUAACAUCACUUAUUCCUACAAAGACUGGUCACCUUAUAUAUUAGGUGCUUAUUGUGCCACCAGAGACAACUGCAUUUUUCAGUAGUUUGCUUGGAUUUGACCUCUUGUUUGGCAGUCAUUGUUAAAUGGUACCACGGUGAGACUAAUUUAUGGACGACCCUUGAGCGACGCUAAGGUGACCUUGUGAGUGUCUACCUACUUACUAGGGCUAAGUGAGGGUUAUAAAGCAGUUUCAAGAAUAAGGGUUAUGAUUUGUAGUUGAUGAUUGGGGUCAGGAAUUAGAUUUAAGGUUUUCAUCACUAACUGACAUCAGCUAUAAUACCAGGAUUCCAUUUAGCCAAAUGGGUGAAUGAAUUUCGCGCCAAAAUGCAAAAUCUAUUAUCGUAAGUCUGAUUCGUUCGUCCAUAAAUUGUAGUCUCGCCGGUACCACAGUCUUACAAUCAUUAGCAUCCAUGAACUUGAUGCAUUCUUAAACGGUUUAUUGUUCACACUGAAGUCUAGUUAACCAAACCUAACCACCCUAAAUGUCUCCAAAUAAUUUCGAUGUGGCUGUAUCACUAAUUUGAUCUGUAUUGGUCUCACCAUCUUAAAUGUAAAUUCCAAUAGCUUAGUGUGAAUCACACUACUUCUUGGCACCCAAUUGUACUAAUUUUACGUGAAAUAAGUAGAAGUAAAUACAUUCUCUACAGUGGGAAUUAUAGGGCGAUGUAUCCCAUCCACUUGUUCAUGUUUGACGUAAAACGCAGCAAAUCUGCACCUUCAUUUGGCUCAUGAUUGUAUAUAUAUUCACUCUACCAUAAUGUAGACUUUGAUUCCCAACGUCAAUUCAUAUUACUUAUGUUGCAAAUUUAUCCUUCCUUUACGGACCGCGUCCUUUAUCUUUAGUCUUUUUGCUAUCACUGAUACUACUAUCGUCCUAACCUAUUUACCAAGAACCUUGUUGAUUUCGCCUUACAUUAUAAGAUUAACGAGAUUCUUGGUAAAGGAGUUGAAAUGAUAGUAGUAUUAAUGAUAGCGAAAAGACUAAAGAUAAAGGACGUGGUCCGAAAAAUAAGCUUGCAAAGUAAGGAAAAUGACUUGACGUUGAGAAUCACUCUAAAUUAUAGUAUAGAGUGAAUACAUACGCAACCCAACAGCGAAUUUCUAGUCACCCUGUUAAUGACACUACACGUACCAAUAUAGAAUAAUGGUUAGUGGCACCGUCUGUUUAAUAGCUAUCUUUAGAGGUCAUACAGAUAACUGUGACUGCGACAAAAUUAGUCCAAAGAAAUUCUGUGUCUGAAAACGCACUAGGAUUAUUCAUUUCGUCUCUUGCGGCCUACAAACUGAUGUGCGGCGUUAUGUGGGUUUUUUGAAGUAAAGGAGAUAGACACAUCUAGAAUACGGCGCUAUAAAAAAAUGCUCGGUUCAAACCAUUGGCUUUAAUAUGGAACGUGUGAUCUAACCUUACUCAAACGGCUGGUAAACAUUUGUUCAAAUUGCUAGUUUAAAGACGAAUUAUUGACAUCCACAAAGUCGUAAUAGUACAUUUAUUUAAAACCGAGGACAAGUUUUGUGAUUUGAUACAUCCGGGACUACUUAAAUCUGUUAUGAUAUUCGAAUAUUCAAAUGGCAUAUGAACCUAAGGUUGGUCACCGGCUUCCAUGGGACUGCAUCUCCUCACGAUGCUCCACUGUCUUAUGGAUCAGACCUUCAGGUCGAAGGCUCGGGGUGUGGCCCUCUAAGAAAACCACCUGCUUCGGUUUGGGCACCCGGGUAUCACAGCCUUCACACAUAUCGAAUGAGAUUUGUGUGGCGCAUAUGUAUUUGGUGCCUCCUUGUACCAAUAUCUAUGUGUUAAAAUAAAUAAACAAAUGUGAUAUUCGAAGGGUAACAACACCGACUAUUUUUUCAGUUAUCUUUUAAUUAUGUGAUGAAGAUUAAAAGAGUGGAUUCAGUAGUAAAAGUGUUAUCUUUGUCUUUCAGAUAAACCUAACAUGGUUACAGCUGUUCAGCCAAUGUUUGGUCUUUUAAAACGACUCCACCUACAUCCAAUGGAAAAUGCUUUAAAUGAAAUAAGUCCACAAACUUCCCUUCUGCAAUCUAUAAAGUUUGUAAGUUUUAUCUGUUCCUCAGCCAUUUCAGUAGAAAGCCCAGCCAUUUCUGUUUCGUAAAACCAAAUCUGAAGAAAUACGACGUAGUCACGACAGUAUGGGCCAGAAGAGACCAUCACCUUACCUUUCUAACACGGACCUGAAAACUGCCAAACCGUAGUCUCUUAGUUGCCUCAUUCUUUAUGUGAUCCAAAAUUAUUCAUUACAAAGAAAAACUUGAUAAUACGUCAGUGAGUGUUGAAUACGAGUUUUGAAGACUUGUUUUGGGUUAAAAUGAUAAUUAAAACGCUGAUCAACAAGUGAUACACAGCUACACAAUUUGUUCCACUGUUAUGUGCUUGCCACAUCGAAUUAUUGACGUUAGUCUACGGGUGAAAUGUAACGAAAAGACAACGCAUCUGCUCAAAGAAUAGAUUCCCGCUAGUUAAAUGACAUGGUUGCGUACAAAAUAUAUAAAACAAAAACAAACAUGGUUGGGAGUGAUUUGAAAUAAGUAAAUGGAAGACGUGGAUUUUAUAUGUUGCUCAAGCCUUAACGAAAUUAAUGUCUGUCUAACAACCUCAUAUGAUUAAUUGAGGUAAUUUUUGAUGUAACGUUUGUUAGGAUGAAAAUCCUUCAUUAUUAUACUACUUCACGCCUAAAGUAUCUGGUUCUGUUUCUUUUGCAGGAUAUUUCAUUUUAAACGCCCUUUUUUACCAUCACGAUUAGUUUCUGAAUUGGGGGUAUGCGGAACUGUUCAGACACUUACAAUAUGUUUAUUCAUCCUCCACAAAAGUUGUAUCUGGACUAUCAGGUGUAAUAGACUAUUUAAGAAACUAGAAUCAUUAAUUACGGUCUCUAUCUCGUUCAAACGUUAUGUUGUAUCGGAAAUCAACUAUCCUUUUAAGUAAAUUAGUACGAUGUUAUAUUUUGGAUUCGAUUAAUGUUGAAUAUUAAUUUCGACCCCACUUUUCAUGAGUUGUGAUAAAUAAAACCUGAUUCUCGAAUUUUUCAUGCAGAACACUAUGAAUUGUAAGUCUCAUCAACUUUACGAUCUGGCAAUAUUUUAGUAUAUCCAUACAAAUCCUGAUCAAAUAGUCUGACAUCUUAUGUAAACCGUAGCAUUCUUAUAGUAAUUGCAUUUUCUAUGCUUUUUUUAGCCCGCCGUGUUACGAAAUUAACUGAUAAGAUCGUAAAUCCCGUGGAUGUAAACUUUAAACCUAAUUAUGAGAACUCAAGCAUAAAUUAUUCAACUUUAUCUCCUGGGGUAACCCCAUCAAAUCCACCGAUCUUUCCAUCUCCUACUUCAAUCAAUUCCCCCAACCUUUCUGUAUCAAAUGUUUCAUAUUCUUUACGCAUCCCGAACUCUAGCGAAACCCCAGUAAUUUCUCAUCCGAAAUAUCUGUGCCUCCAAAACUCCCCGCACCCAGUUUGCCAGUAUCGAUCCCAAGUUACUCCCGUCGUUAGAACUAAUCCCACAGAGUGCCAGACACGUAUUUCUACACGUAGUACGGAUUCAUUAUUAGGUGAGAAUCAUUUUGUGAUUGAAGAGGAAACACCCGCUACUUCUAUUUGUGCAAAGGACUCCCUCCAUUUAAAUAAAAUAACUGGCCAUCUUAGUGGACAGAAUCUUAAGGGUGUUCGAUACGUGAGUCGCUCACGUAAUACCAGCAGAUUGUCUCCUGUAUCUUCAGUAUCUAAAAGAUAUGGUAAUUCGGACGAUAACAAAUGUGAUGUGAAGUUGAAAAACAAAGAUAAAGUUAUGAUUGUAUACAAGGAACCACCAAAGCGUCGGAAAUCUAUUGAUCAGCUCGUUGAACCUUCGAUUCAUGGAUUACCAGAUCCCGAAAUUUCCACUAAACCUCGUACACGAAAACCAACUCAAUUUUUACAACUUAAUGCACAAACUACUGAGCCUUCGUGUAAUGAUCAAAAGCCUGCCUAUCUCACUACUCAGUCAUAUUAUUAUGUACCAGAUUUUACUAACCGUCAUCUCCGAAGUCCAGAAACUGUCCGAGUUCAUGUGAUAGAGCCGAGAGGUAUACCAAAGAUGUCCAAUUCAGCUGUUCUUAUUGAAGUUCCUAGCUGGCGUGUUAUACCUAUCCCAGGUGUCGAGAUCUAUAUGGAUUGUUCUUGUGGGACAAAACAUUCCAAAUCAUGUCCCAAAAAACACCCAGACAGACGAAAACUAACAGAUACGGAUACUCUUAAAUCAUGUAAUCUCCGCGCCUUACGAUCCAGCUUACUGACUAUUAACUCUGUCCAUUCAAAUAAAAAUUAUCCAACUCCAGAACUUAAGUCAAAACCCAGGUCUAGAUCUUCCCAGACACAAAAAGAGCAUUACCAAGUUGGAGAACCUAUCAAAUCAGUUGGCGUUUUGGAUGAAAACAUAUCAGACCCAGCAUUCCUUGCUCGCCAUUCGCGUUUGGAAAUUGAGGAAGUUCGUCACGAACGCUUAUCUCGCCAACGUACUGCAGAACAAGAACUAAAGCAACGUUUGGAAGAAAGGGAUCAAGCCAGUUGGGUAAGGGAGGAGCGCUUUACACUGAGUUAUCCAAGAGUUAGUAAAAAAAAAUCUAAAUUAUCAGUAUGUUAAUAUUUUCGUAUAUGAUAGUUCGGGUUUCAACCAUUCGGUAGUGUAACAUGUCUAGUAACUACAUGUUUAAUCCUAUGUUAACUACUUGCCACAUGUACAUGGAGAAUCAAUUUACUACAUUUCACAGCUGUAUUUGUAAAUCUUGGUUAGUGGUGUGCUGUAAUUGCUUAGCUUUUUGAAGUAUAGAUUUAUGAUUUACGAACGAAUUUCCGAUUAUUUAAAAUAAAAGAGCAGAACUUUUGUCGAUGGGUUUUAUUCAUUAAUACGAUGUAGUUGGAUAGUGACUGCUCAUGAAAUAAAUUAUUGACGUAAGCCGCUGAGACCGAAGGCACAACUACUAGCUAAAAGAAUAGGUUUUUAUAUAUUGAGAUAACAUGUUCAUACAAAAAUAACGGGACCAGAUGUUUUCAAUUAUUGGACAGAAUUAGUUUUGUAGGUCGCUCAUUCUCCAACAGAUAAGGGCCUAAUUGUUAGACUCCACCAUAUCACCCAGUUAGGUAGCCAAUUUUGUUUUCGUAUUUCGCUGGUUACCUUAAUGUUUCGUUUCUAACGAGAAAACAAGUAUAAGUCUAAUUUUUACAUAUUCUACAGAUGGUUUCUGUCAAAAUUUACUCGGUCCAAGUGUUAGGACGAACUGAGGAUAACCGUUCAUCGUUAACAUUCCUAUUUCAACGCUUAGAUUAACCAAAACUAGUUCAAUCCUGGUAGGUUUGAAGCUAUUACGACUUCACUUAGUAUGCGAACGGAACAAAGACUUGUGACCGUAGACCAGCUAGCUAUUUGAUGUGUCCCAGCCCCGCUAACUAGAGGAAGAAGUCCAAGCUUGGAACUGAAAAGUAUAUUCCGUAAACCAGAAGCACGAGUGAAUAAUAACAGAUACAAAUCAAACGUAUAUAUACAGCAUAAAACUCCUUGGGAAGCGUAACAAAAAUAGCAUACUAAAAAUGCAUAACGGACCAAUAGCGUUGAAGAUUCUCCAAAGUGGGAAAUACGACAUGAAGGUGAAAAAGAGCGCUUUUGGCGCGAAAACAAAGAAAUUUAAUUUUCUAAAAUAAAAUUACAAAAUUAAGGGAUUUACCAAGUAAGUUCUGGGGAUCUAACAUCCCCAACAAAUCCCAGCUAUAAACUCCGUUAAGAAGCGACUUACUAGUUUAGGAGAAUUUAAACUGCUUGUAAUAUUCGUUCAGUUUUUGCACUGUUUGUAUGUGAAGUAGAUUGCUUUCGUUGUCCACCAAUUUCACAACCUUAUUUUAUGAAGCUUUUUUAUAUCCAUUCCCUUGAUUAGCAUAAGAGACAACCUGGUCGUUUGGAUCCACUUCUGAAGUAUAGACCAGCUAGUCGGAUGCCGACUCAGCUAAGCUACGCACUCAAGCAAGGUCAGAACAUUUUUUUUGAAACAUUUUUUAAUUCUUCCUUUUUCGAUCCAUAUUUUAGCAUCAUUAAAGCUUAAAAAGAACUCGUUUCGAUCCAAUAGAAUUUAUAAACUGCUUUAUGGGUCAUUAAGUAUUUUAUCUUCGUGUUUAAGUUGUGAAUUUUCAGAUAUUAUUCAGUUCAUUUAGUCCGUUAAGGCCGAUAUCCUUGAUGAAAGCCGCGUGAUUCUCAGUUGAUAUUGUCAUAGAUUAUUACCCAUAUCAAAUUGUAUGCAGAAAGUUAAUAAAAAUAAGAGUCUAUGCUCACUUAAAAUCCCAUAUUUAUGCUGCAACAUUAUAUGACUUAAUAAUUCACCUACUAAGUAAAUCAAGAUUAUGUAUCCACUCAGUGUUCAGUAGGACGAUAAUACUUGAGUUACAUUAAACUGCUCAGAUUCUCCCACUCUAGUCCGACUAACGUAACUCAAUCCACAUUUUCACCAAUUAAUUUACUUUCCCUAAAUAGAUCACCUGACUUCAAUGCAACAGCAUAAUAUGAAUCACAGUCAACAUAUUUCUACAUUGUUUACUUACCACUACUACAAUAACAACAUUUAUAAAAAGACACUUUAUGAUUAUUUUUAGGUUUGUUUUGAUUUACUGGCUACUCAAAAUCAUUCUAUACAUCUUCAGACCAUAUUUUGAAAAUUUGUUCCUUGUUUAUCAACCCAAUGUUUCCACCCUAUCAAUCUUUGUUAUUUACUUUUUCCCAAGGACAUCAAUUUCACGUAGAUAACUCUAUACCGGUGGUCGCAUUCGGUUGUCGUGUGCCAAUAGCCUCACUAAAGUAAGUGAUUGAUACUUGUUCUCAUAAUUCGGCUAAUACCUUAUACUUUAUACAUUGUUUUCAUUUUUUAAUAGUUUUACAACUAUAACUGGUUGUGUUGUUGCAAUAACUUCUGACACUAGUUGUGGACAGUUGACUGCAAUCUAUGGUCAUCAAACAAAAAGAUUGUCGAAAAAUAACUGAUAGCUGCUAACUUAUCAUCCACGGCUGAAUAAAAACGAUUACUUGUGCAAAAUACAACGAGUGAAUGUGUCUGUCGUAUUUGAUGUAGUCCACUUAUAAUCUUGGAUCACUAGUUUCUAUCAUCUAGAGACUCUUCUCCAAAAACCUGCAUUUCCCUAUAAAUAAAAAAUCGUAAAUUGAUCCUAUGAUUAGAUUAAUAUCAACGUUGACAAGAGUUACUGACCAGUCGAAAACUGAUGCAUGGAAUAAAUCAAUUUCUGGAAGUUUUAUAAAGAUUUCAGUGUAAUCUAUACUUCAUGUUUAUCUUUUCUUUUUUAUUGAUAUCGUAUUCAGUACUUUGAAAUCAUUGUUGUAAUGGAAAUAUAAAUAUCAGGGACUGUUUAUUGAUUGACGUGGCCAUUAAUUUCCUCUCACUGUUGAAGUAGUAGUACAUAGUUAUGCAGUAUCGUAUGUCAUUUUCGCGUGGCCAAACAAAAUACGUGGGAUUGAGAUCAGGACAGGUAGAAAUCUUGUAUAUGGAAAGAUAGUUGCAUAUUCGUGGUUCCAGUUUAAGUGGUGAGGUGUCACAUUCGUUAUUCAGUAUUCGGUGUCAACAGUCUCUACAAACUAUUCACCAUUGAUUCAUAAAUUCUAAUUUAUGAACCAUAACUUAGGGCGACUUGUCUUCAUGGACUUUAACUCAACCUUACCGUUUUAAUGAUAGUGCUUCUAAUUAUGUUACUAAACAUUCGAACCAAGUAGGUUUAGGGGGAUACCUUAUUCAGCAAUGUCGGUAUAUUUAUUUAUUUGAACACAUAAAUAUUGGUACAAGAGAGCGCCAGUAUAUAUGCGCCACACAAAACAAUGAGAAUUCGAAGAGAAAGAAAAAAAGGUAAGGAGCGUGAAAAAAAGAACAAUAACGGAGAGGUUGGUGUAACGUAGUGUAGUAAUAAUAAUAGUAAUAAUGAGGGAACGGAAAGGUAUAAUCAGAAGAAAUCUUUCGAUUAAGGGAGACACAACCACUUUAUGAAGAAAGUAAAAGGUUACAGCAGGAUCGCCACUGGCUUCUAUUCUGAGCCAUAUCUAAUAACGUCUCUAGCCACUGUGUAGCACCAUCUAUCGGACCCCAACCAGGGAGUCGUGAAGGAACGACAGAAGCCAGUCCUUUGCAGCUUUCUUUCAUGCCAUGGCACCAUUUCAUGCACUGACCACCUCUCCGCUUUAUCUAACCAGUCCCAGAGUCGGCAAAUAAUGCACGACGUGGAAUUCUCUGGGACGACAUUCGUAGAACAUGUCCAGGCCACCGAAGUCGGUGUUUCAAGAUGGUGACAUCGAUUGCAAUGUCGGUAACUGUAAUAUUUGUGAAGAAUUUAAUCUUUGUAGCUUUUGGACAUCCAUCAUCGCGUCUUUUAUUUUUCUCUUUAUAGACCCUUCACAAAGUUCAGCAUUCAAUAAAUUCGCACUAACGUCAGGUUAUUCACAGCAUGUACAGUCUUUCGUCUUAACUUUUGAAGCUUUUCACAUUGUAUAUAUUAGCUUUUGUUACACUAUUGUUCCUACGAUUUAUUCUUCCAUCAUCAGUUGGCUAAGUGCUUGAUUCCUGUUAUCUACCCUCACAAAUACAAUAUACUGACCCUAAAGCUGCUUCCUUUGAAUUUUUUCUUUGUUAAUAUCAAAUUCAUUUUCAUCCUUGGACUGGCGUUAUUAUUAAUUGGCCAAAUCAUCCAUAUAUCAGUUUUUCGAUAAAGGUUCAUUUUCUAAAUGAUACUAUAUUUUAAAAAAAAUUACGAAUCAAACUUUAUGUUAUUGUAAUUCAGUAGUUUAACUUAAGCUGUUUUAAUCGCUACCAGAAACGCUUUAAAUAAUCCACUUCAUAAGUUUGUCGUAGUGACCGUAAAGCUCUGUAUAAAAUUCCACAUGUCUUUUACGCUAGUUUUUCUUCCAGCUUACUACACUAUCUAAAUACAUGUAUGCAUUUCUUUUCAUAUAAAAGAUCUGUAUUUAUAAUUCUAUUGUUUUCAUUAAAUCCACUACCAGUUGUCAUCAGUUAACUUUACACUUUAAUACAAUAUAAGUUAGUAAUGUUUACUCCUGUAAAAAAGUAUUUGAUGGUAAAAGCAUUUAGGUAAGGUACUAGUUAAUUCUUAUCCUGGCAUUUAUGUCGAAAUGAAAACUGAAGGGAUAGGUGAAUAAAAACGAGGUAUUAAAAGUAUAGCUUGGAGAGGUAUUUUUCUGCUACAGAAAAUAAAACAAACGACAAUCUCGGCUCUCUAAGCUAAAAUCAUGUGUGGUAAUUUCUGCAACGGUCUCUAAACUGAGACCAAUCAAAUUACCUGUAUUUUUCACCUCCGGACAGGUGCUGUGAGCUUGCUCAACCCCGUCCACGGGUCGGCCUCGUGUUGCAUUAUCUCAAGAAUUGGCUAGCCCCCAAACGCCCUGGUAUGACCAAGGGUGGGGAGAGUCCGCUCUCCCUCUCAAAAUGCUCACAUGGCCACGCAUAUACGGUUACUGCCAGGAAGGUCCUACUCACUGCCUUCUCGCGGCAUUACUAUUGUUUACAAAAUUGAGGACGAAAAGCGAAUGUCAGGCGCCUUAACCAGGUUGGUGGAUAUGGAGGAUCCACCUAGAGUAGUUGAAAAAUUCUGAUUCCAAAACAAUGGUGCACAUGGGUUCCGGUAUCCUGAGGGAACAAAUGGCGUAUGAACCAAUCCUUGGUCACCGGCUACCGUAGGACUGCAUCUCCCUACGUUGCUCCACUGCCUUGUGGAUCACAAUUUAGAGUCAAAGUCUCUGAGUGUGACCCCCUAGGAAAACCACCUGCUUCGGUCUGUGCACCCGGGCAGUAUCACAGCCCACACACAAAUGAAGUGACCUGUGUGGCGCAUAUGUAUUCAGUGCCCCUUUGUACCAAUGUUUUCAAAUAAAUAAGUGGAGAUGGUAAUACUUCACAUCAUGUACUUCCCAUAGGAAACCAACAUAUCCAGCUCUAUCGCUUUUCACUGUUAGGAAACCUGUGUCACUUAUGCCACUUUGUAAAUUGUUCAAGUAUUCAAUAGGACGAAUAUUUUUCAAAAUCUUUGAUCAAUUCUUUAGGUUGGUAAGACUCACUACUGAUCAAGAUUCUUUAGACAUCAAGCAUAAAUAUCCUUCGUAUUCACAGAUUUCGUGUACCUUUCAUCACGGUAGAACUUAUCUGGAUGUGGUGAAUUGUUACUGAAUUAUCAGGGUUAUUUGUGACUCGAUAAUAUAUCGAUCUGUAUGGUUACAUAGUGAUCUUUAUUAACGGUCGUAAAAACAUUUUAUAUUCUUAUGUUUAGCAUUAUGUGCCAGAUUGCAUGAGGGUGGAUCAUAAGGUGAUGCUACGUCAUAAUUGAGGUGAUCACCCUGUGAAACCGAACCCAUAGAUAGUUUCUUCCUAGAACCUAGUUGCACACAUUAAAAUCCUGAGUGACUACUGUCUCACAACUCUGGGAGUUUUGUGUUAGUGAUUGCCUUAUCUUGAGUCUUAAUAAUUUUGGUGUUGGUGACGUCAAUUUGGUUGGUAAUAGAACGAGGGAGGCUAGAUACACAAAUUCAGAUCUCAUCAGACUUAUUCUCACACCGAGCAGAAAUUAUUUUCUUUGCUAAAUUUAGACAAUCUUAAGUGAUAAGGUAAAGUGUAUAUAAAGCAGGUUGUGUUUUACCACACUAUAUUCCAUACAGUCAGUACAAGUUGAUCUAUCAAAAUGUUUUUAUAUAAAUAGGUAGAAAUGUGAAGUAAAUUAACAUCAAACUUGUCGAGACUGUUGGAAGCAACUAAUGUAAGCAAUAGUAUGAACAUAAGAUUCAGGCCAAUUCGAUAACUACAACAAUGAGUGCUCGCAUAAGACAGUAUUGUGAUAUCUAAAUUUUACGCAAAAACCUAAAAGUUGCUUGUAGAUUCUGAUCAUCUUGUUCUUAUACUAUUCUUUACCUAAUUUAUCCAUUAAGAUUCAUCUUGAUACUUAUUUUUGACACAUUAAACGCACUGUUUAGCUUCCUUUAAAGCAAUUGGAUUUUUCCACACGACACUACCUAUCAUAUCAUUUGUUCAACUUGGGCAACCAAUUGACCUAGAAAUAUCUCGUCACCAAGUAAAUUCAUUCUAUAAAAUUAACAUUUCCAUAUUUUCACUCUGAUCAAU
This is a messenger RNA of Schistosoma haematobium, 11881 nucleotides long. RefSeq lists its product as uncharacterized. Bases 3913 to 5361 code for a protein of 482 amino acids. Lineage: Eukaryota; Metazoa; Platyhelminthes; Trematoda; Strigeidida; Schistosomatidae. The record is from RefSeq and is a predicted model, not a curated record. The transcript has 3 exons.